AUAGAUAUGGAAGACCAGGCACAAAACCUUGUGCAUGGAAACAUACAGUUAGCAGAAAGAGUAGCGCCACCACCGGCAACAAACCUAGAGCUGACAGUGGAGGAGGUGGUGGAGGAGUAUGUAGGGUCCUUCGGGUGGUCACAGUUUUUACAUGUGCUCUUGGUUUCACUAGCAUGGAUAUUUGAUUCACAGAACACAUUGGUUACCAUCUUCAGUGAUGCCCAACCAUCUGCUUGGAGAUGCAUAAAUAAUUCAUCGUCGUCUCUGUGCUUGUCUAGUAGCAGCAAUGGUGAUGUCUCUUCUGUUUGUGGACUGAUGCCAGACACUUGGGAAUGGGUCAGUGGCCAUACAAGUUCCAUUAUUGCUGAAUGGGGUCUCAUUUGUGACCGCAGGUUCCUUGCUGCUAUACCUGCGUCACUGUUCUUUCUUGGUUCCCUCUUAGGUUCUGCAUUUUUUGGCCACCUAGCAGACGCAUCCCUGGGCCGAAAAAGAACAGUGCUACUCUCAUGUCUCUUAACCUCUGUCACUGCUUUCCUUACAUCCCUCUCACCGAACAUCUGGGUAUAUUCUUUGCUUCGAUUCGCAAAUGGUUUUUCUCGAUCUGGAAUAGGAAUCUGCUGUAUAGUUCUAGCUACAGAAGUGGUCGGACGAAAAAGGCGGGGUCCAGUUAGUCAAUAUGGCUUCUUUUUCUUUACUGCAGGAUUUCUUUCCCUGCCUUUAAUUGCCUAUCAUACAAGAACAAAUUGGAGGAAUUUAUACAAGAUUUUAUCACUUCUCCCUCUAGCCUACUCUGUCUUGUUCUUCCCUUUUGUCUCAGAAUCUCCGCGCUGGCUUCUUGUUAGGGGAAGGAGCAAAGAAGCCCUUGAUGUUUUGAAAAAUUUCGCAAGGCUUAAUGGCAAGACACUGCCCGAAAACCUGUGUCUUGCCAAUCCGUCAGCAGCGGGAGAGGGUGGUGAAAAUGAAGCGUUGACAAAAAAUUGCACAGAAGAAAGCCUGUGGAGGACAAAAUGGGCUGCUAAAAGAAUGAUCACAGUAAUGAUAGCAGGUUUCGGAGUUGGUUUUGUUUACUAUGGUGUUCAACUGAAUAUUGAGAACCUGAAUUUCAACCUUUAUUUCUCUGUUGGACUCAACGCAUUGAUGGAGGUUCCUGCAGUUGUCAUCGGUACUAUACUCUUGGGCCUCACUGGCCGGCGACUUCUCUUCUCACUCUCUGCUUUUCUAGCUGGGAUUUCUUGCCUUCUUUGCAUCCUUUUCGCUCAUGGAAAACGCGCAAAGAACGCUGACAAAUCCAGUACUGGGAAUUGGGCUCAACUGGCUAUUGAAGGAAUUGGUUUCAUGGCUGCUUCAGUAGCAUUCGAUGUCUUGUAUGUUUAUUGUGUUGAGCUAUUCCCAACCAAUGUAAGAAACUUUGCUGUGUCGCAAUCAAGACAAGCCUUGAUGUUGGGUGCUUCAAUAGCACCAUUGCUAGUUGCUGCCGGUCGCUUAAGUCCAUCUCUUUCUUUCCUCGUAUUUGGGAUCCUCUCCAUUUUUAGUGGAGUUAUAAGUUGGUGGCUACCUGAGACAAGAAACGCUCCUCUUUAUGACACUCUGAAGCAACAAGAAGAAGAUGAGAAAAACAGAGUUGGGAAUCAAAUUACUCAAGCAUAGAGCCUAUUGUAAAGUAUAUGGAAAAAAUAAAAUAAAAAAUACUAGUGCUUUUCCAUAUGUAUGUAUGAUAUAGUGCUCUUACAAAAAUUCCUGGCUGUAAUUCAAAUUUCAAUGGUCUGUAAAGUAUUAUCAUGUAAUAAAUGAAGUAUUUUAAUU
This is a messenger RNA of Populus nigra (black poplar), 1803 nucleotides long. Its product is annotated as organic cation/carnitine transporter 1-like. NCBI's taxonomy places the organism in Eukaryota, Viridiplantae, Streptophyta, Magnoliopsida, Malpighiales, Salicaceae. Gene Ontology annotation, biological process: transmembrane transport. The transcript has 2 exons. Bases 7 to 1647 code for a protein of 546 amino acids. The record is from RefSeq and is a predicted model, not a curated record. Gene Ontology annotation, molecular function: transmembrane transporter activity. Gene Ontology annotation, cellular component: membrane.